AUGCGUCAUACGCCAAAACCUUGGUUGUGUCCCACAUCUAACCAUAUACAGCAUGUUGGUCCAACAAACGCUCUUGUUCUCGUCGAAGACCGCGUCUGUCCGACCGUCGGGAUGGACGCACGCUGGCUUCUCUUCUUCUCUAUCCUCCGCCGUUACAGAAAAAGCGGGGCGGAGUCUCGACAGCCCGCGGCACCUAUCUCGCCUCCCGCAUCGUGGGUGCAGACGCCCACCUCCGAUCUUCCAUUGGAUGAGAUAGGACUAAGAUGCGCGUACCCUCGAAGGGAGAACACACCAUGCAUCGAUCAGCGCGCAGGAUCGCCCGAUUGCCAGCACCUCGAAUCUGCUUCCGCACCCAAUCUCAGUCCCACUCAUAUUUGGACGUGGCGCAAACCUAAAAUAAUACCAAGAUGCUAUCGCCAGCCGCCUGGGACGCUCAUCGUCCCGUACAUUUGUGGAGAAGCAACGUGCGCUGAAUUCAGAACGUGUCCUCCUGUGUGGCUUAUCGUCGUUCCUUUCUUCGUCCUAGAUUUGCUGCGGCGGCGCCGCGCGCCGCAGAUAACUUUUUACCAGCUGAGUGGCGGCGUCGGUGUAUUACCGGACGGCGGAACCACGCGUUGGAUCCGGAUGGAUUACACACAAAUGCAGCCUGCAGCAGUCCUGGCAAAGGGUCUCGAACUCAGCGAGUCAUCCUCGACCCCCCGAUUGUCGUCCUCAGCGCACAAAACAGGACAAGUGCACCUCUAUCGCUGGAUGCGCUUCGGCAAGUUAGCCUUUCCGCCGUCCAUCGCGGAGAUCGACCGAUGUGACAGCCAUAAUGCAGACUUGCACACUCUGGCCUUCCUGAGCCGGUCAGCCAUAAGUGCAUUGGCUGCUUACAGGGAUCCAGAUCCCUUGCCCAUGCCUGCCCUGGCUAGUGGGUGGCAUCCAAUGGCCGCGCUGGCCAGGCCUGGCCAUGACCGUGGCUCUCCUCUCCAUUGCUCCAUUUCUCUGGGUCCAAUGAACCAUCCCGUGGCUCGCCAGCACACGCGCGCGAGCGUCAAAAUUGCGUUCAAGCGGCGGCGCGGGAGCGACAGAUCAUCAGAGGGGAACGUUCAAGCUCGAGGCACACCCACCGGCGCGAUCAGGGUCGGCCCUGCCACAUCUACCAACUAUACAAACAAUACAGUCCAGAACGCUAACGGUACCCUGCAGAUCUCCCCCGGUCGCCCCGCACCGUAG
Molecule: messenger RNA, 1218 nt
Organism: Coniophora puteana RWD-64-598 SS2
Lineage: Eukaryota; Fungi; Basidiomycota; Agaricomycetes; Boletales; Coniophoraceae
Exons: 8
Coding region: 1-1218 (405 amino acids)
Source: RefSeq, a predicted model, not a curated record